AUUAUGGAAUUCAUAACACCUAAUUAAAAUUAGUAGCACGUGGACUUCAGUACGUUCUAUUAAAUGUGAAGAAUAAUAUAAAGAGACAAUAGCAAGUCUAAAAGCGAUUCCCUAUAGCCCGUUAAUAGAAUAUCAAUGGCUACUUGAUCGAAAUGAUUUUCUUCUGUUGAAUGAGAUAAUUGAGUAGGUAUACUAAUACUAAACUAAAAAAAUACUUGCGCAUAUCGAAGUCGUUUGGAACGACAUGGGUAACAGAAUCAUCAGACCCAAAUGAAGUGUCCAACUUGUCGGCCGAUGGACACACGGGGAAAAGUUCUGGCGUAAACAACGACAAAAUGUGUGAUAACAGUGUGUACACAAGAAUAAUAAAUAAUUAACAGUUAAUGAUAAUGUCGAAGAACAAUAAGAAACUCUCAAUAAGUGGAGAGAGAGAUCAGUGAAGUGAUUCGUAAUGGACCAGAGUGACGAGUUCGAGACCGACCCUUUCCAUCCGUCUGCUAAUAUGACAUCGUUAAGGCAAUUGGUCAUUUUUUUUUCGUUCGUAAUAGGAGCUGCCGGAAAUAUUGCGGCCCUUUGGAUACUUCACAAAUCGGCAAAAACAAGAAACAGCAAACAUGUUCUCAUGUUGCGAUGUUUGGCUACGAACGAUUUAGUUGCACAAAUUGGAAUGUUAACGCUUAUCCAUUUGGAUAAAUAUCGUGUAUUACCGCUAUAUUGGGCUUGCGUGCUUUACGUAUGUUUGCGAGCUUUUGGAUUAAGUUCUGGAUGUGUUGCAUUCGUAAUGGCCAUUGAGCGGUGGUUAGCCCUUACAAGACCCUUUCUAUAUCAAAAGAUCGUCACAUACAGGAUGGUCAAAAGGACUAUAUUUGGUUUAUGGCUGUCGGCAUUCGUUCUGACGUAUUUGCCUUUGCUAGGAUUCGGUCUUUAUUACGAAAAUGGCAAAUGUUGUAGGUACAGAGACGCCAAAGAAAUAAAGGAUAUUGUUUAUGCGUACGUCUUCUGCUUUAUUGGAACAAUGUUAUGCUUGUGCAUAGCACUCUGCAAUAUAUCAAUUAUCAUCGAACUUUGCCGAAUUGGCAAUCAUACGCGUUCUUUAUUGCGAAGAUGUAGCAGAUCUGGUAUUAACAAUAGGUAUUCAACUCAAGAAGAAAUAGCAUUUGCUAAAUUAAUGGGAUACAUUUGCAUAAUUUUUAUUGCAUGCUGGAUGCCCCAAAUGAUAUCGAUUCCUCUGGCUCAGGUGUUUCAUCAUUCGAAUGCAUGCAGAAUAUUUUCGAAGAUAGCCGACAUUUGCAUGUGUGCUUAUUUUACAAUAGACCCGUAUAUUUAUGUGCUUCAGCGUUACUUCGAAAAACGAAGAUGCAGCUGCUUUUGCCCUCGAAAGAACAAGGAAUCUAUUAGCAUGCAACAAUCGAACGGGUCAAGUGUUUUAAUAACGCCCACAACACUGGCUGCGGUGGCUUCAGUUUAAAAACUUUCUCAAGUGUACUCGUACGCUCGCUAAAAACGCUAUUAGUUUUCGAUAGUACAUGCGUAGAUUAUUUAGCCUCUUUUAUCAUUAUUAGUUAAUAUUUAUAUAAGAUGACUGUUCAAUAAAUGUAUGGAUUGAGUGGUUGGUGACGUUUACUUAAUUUCGGAUUUACUGAGGUCUCGGUAGGCUUGUAUCAAGCAGGAAGCGGCUAAGAUAUUAUUAUAACACAAAUACCCAUUUAUUUUUUAUACAGGGUGUCCCACAAGUAAAUAUUAGGGACGAGCAAAUUUGGUAUUCGUCUUGACCAAAUACGCAAGAAAAAUAAUUACUUCCGGUGAAUUUAUUAGUUAAAUUAUUUGAAAAAAAGAAAAAUUUGUGCUUAGUUAAAAAUACGUAAGUAUCAGAUUAAAAAGACGUAACACGUAAGACGAAGACCGAAACAAUACCAGCAAGACCAAAACCAUGAUGGAAUAAGCAAGACCAAUACCAAGAAGACUAGAACAGUCUUGCUUUGUUCAUCACUUAGUAAAUAUCUAUUUUUGUGAAAUGAAAAGGAUAUUUUUUAAAAAGAUUCAAAUUCUACUAAAAGAUGUUUAUCAUCAUAUUUUGUGCUCCAGAAUUAAAAGAAAAAAAAAACAAUUUUACGUUUGUUUUUGAAACUCAAAGCUUAUGUCGUUUUUGUAAUCAAUUAAUCUUAAAUUUUUUGCAUUUCUUUUUUCUAUCGAAACAGUUAAUUCUGAGGCAUAAAAAAAUUCAAAACAUCUUAUAAAUACAAUUUAAUACAUGAUUAUACUUUCUUGGAAGCUUCUAAAUGCGAAUUGUGAUUUCUAUCUUAUUAGAUUUCAUCAUAACGCCGUAGGAAGUCUCGAUGAAGAUGGUAAACAUUAAAAAAUUUGAAUAUUAUGAAAACUGUGCUGUUUCACGAAAAUAAAUAUUAUAUUUACUGUUGGAACACUCGGUAGAUGUUUAAUUGUGAGUACAAUUUAAUUUUAUCCAGCAUUUACCAUUUACCGUACAAACAAACAAUUGUAUACUUACACCAAUUUCAAGAAAUUGACUGAAAGAAAGACUGAACUUAUUCGGGUAGUUUGCAUUACUACAGGUAUAUUAAAGAAGAAAAAAGGAAUAGUAAUAAACAAUACUUUCGAUUGAAAAUGAAACGUAAUGUGUGUGUUUGAAAAUGAUGAAACAGACAACGAGUAAAAUAGAAAAAUGAAUGAUUUAAUUUCAAUUCAGACUGAUAUUAACUACAUGUGAUAAUUUAUUUAUUAUUAGUAGCAUAAAAUAGAUGAGUUACAUACAGUAGGUAUUUUUUUCCUUUGCAUAUGUAUAUUAACACACCUGCAGUAUUA
Messenger RNA from Agrilus planipennis (emerald ash borer), 2820 nucleotides. Its product is annotated as prostaglandin E2 receptor EP3 subtype. NCBI's taxonomy places the organism in Eukaryota, Metazoa, Arthropoda, Insecta, Coleoptera, Buprestidae. Bases 452 to 1468 code for a protein of 338 amino acids. Gene Ontology annotation, biological process: positive regulation of cytosolic calcium ion concentration; adenylate cyclase-activating G protein-coupled receptor signaling pathway; inflammatory response. Gene Ontology annotation, cellular component: plasma membrane. The record is from RefSeq and is a predicted model, not a curated record. The transcript is spliced from 4 exons. Gene Ontology annotation, molecular function: G protein-coupled receptor activity.